Messenger RNA from Dermacentor andersoni, 868 nucleotides. RefSeq lists its product as uncharacterized. The record is from RefSeq and is a predicted model, not a curated record. NCBI's taxonomy places the organism in Eukaryota, Metazoa, Arthropoda, Arachnida, Ixodida, Ixodidae.
GAACGGCUUCCGCCGCGCCAGUCUUUCAGCAUGUCAUCGCGCGGCGCGCUCCUCGUGGUCCUGGCACUCAUUGCGGCGACGAACGCAGGGCCCUGCGGAAACGAUGAAGACCCAGACCGUGCAAGAUUUUGGUCUUGCUUCGCAAGGAAGCUGACUGCAACGGAGAAAAACGUCAUGAUCGACCUGAAAAACGCUUUUUUCCGAAGAUCCCAGAAGCAACUCAACUACCAAUGGCUCUGCGACCAGCUGUCAAUGCCUGCGAGGCGGCGCCAGCAAAUGGCUGCUUUUCUGGUGCAGAAAUUUAGGAGUGCACAGAGGGCAGGCAAGGUGAACGAACACUUGGCUUCGUGCGGGCGAACUGUCUACGAAGUCUGAUCGAUUGAGGAAAACAGCACCGAAGAGUCUCCAGCUGGAAGAACUAUGUAUCACCAUAAGGAAGCCGACGAAAGGAUUGCUGAUCAUCAGUGCACCUCACAGACAUUCCGUUUUAUUUAUUCCACAAAUUUCGCUCAUAACCUGCAAACAUUAUUGCGGACAAGUUAUCGCUGUCGGGAGAACCUAGGUCUGGAAUGGCGAUGCAGCACAGAGCACAUCACUGAAUGCGAUCAGCUAUACGUGUUGAUAACGUUUGUAGAUCAUUCUCUGUUGGCUUCUGUAAGUAAUGAAGAUUUUUCACGAGUAAAUAAUUGGAAUGGCACCAUUUUCGCACACUUUGGUCAUAUUGUUCAAGUGUUAUGCACUUUUCCGUGCACGCUGUCAACGUCACGCUGAAGACUGAAAGUGAAAGAACGCGAAGAGAAGACAAACUAACCGCGGCGUCACUACAAUUUCCAAUAAAAUUUGCUCAUGAGCUAUUUAUGAGCAAUAA